AUGGAGACAGUCAGCACCAGCGUAGGUGGAGAUUGCUUCUGUCUUUGCUAUGAUGCAAAUAUGAAGUGCGUGCAUGGUCUGAAUGGAAGAGGUGGGUCUCCAAGGGCGCUGACCUUUGAGCUCGUGAAAGAACAAGGGUUUGAUGAAGCAAGUCCUCUCCCUCCGCGUCAUGCCCAUACUAUGACAGGGCCUGCUGCAGCAGCUGCCUGGUGUGAUGCUGUUUCUCUGCUUGGAAGUAAGAAGCUCUCUAUCAGGCAGCUGCUACAGCCUGCUAUUGAACUGACGGAAAGAGGUUUUCCUGUGGCAGAGAUUACUGCCCGUCACUGGAAAUGUGAUGCUCAUAUUCUCCAGUCGCUUGGGAAUAAGCAUGGGAAGGAGUUACUCAUUGAUGGCCAAGCACCACUGCACAGGCAGGUUUUCUCCAAUCCCUUUUUGGCUAACACUUUUAAGUUCUCCCUCUUCGUUGCAGCAGAGGAGCAGGGAAGUUUACCCAGCUCCUUUGGCCAGACCGCUCACGCGAAGGGCGUCCCCCUCGUCCUCCUGCCUCCCCUUCCCCUGGGCCGUCUCGUGCUGGGCCCUGCGGCUCUUUGCGCGCGCGAGGUCGGCAGGAGCUGCGGCAGCAGCGGGGUUGCUCUGAGCUGGCAAGAUAAUGGCAAAAGGGGGUUUUAUGGAGGUCGGAUUGCAGCUACUAUUGUUGAAACAGUUCAGAGACAUGGAGGAGUGAUGGAUUUAGAAGAUGUUAGAAGCCACACCACCAAUGAAGUCAAACCAAUUUUCACAAAUUGCAGGGUAUGCGGACAAUUCCUUCCCCGCAUGGAUCAUAAUACAGCUGACUACUUGCAUGUGCUGACUGAGGCCCUGAAACUCAGCUUCACUGAUGCUUUCUCAUUCUGUGCAGACCCUGAUAAAGGUCUGGUACCUACAAAAGAACUUCUGUCCAAAAGCUAUGCUAAAGAGUGUUCUUGACUAAUACAUUUACGAAGAGCCAGUUACAAAUUCAGUUCUGAAAAUGUUUUGCCAUUAGGAACAGAUAGAGUGUCCUUCACUGUGGUGGAUCCUCAAGGCAAUGCCUGUUCUUUCAUCAACAGCAACUACUUGGGCUUUGGUACAGGCCUGAUGCCAGGUGGCUGUGGAUUUGCUCUGCAAAAUAGGGGAGCUAAGUUUUCCCUCUGUAGCAGCCAUCCAAACUGCCUUGCACCAGGGAAAUGUCCAUAUCACACUAUAAUUCCUGCCCUAGUGACGGCUGCAAACAGUGAGGAACUUCUGUGCUCCUCCGGAGUGAUGGGAGGGUUCAUGCAACCCCAAGGACAUGUGCAGGUGCUACUAAAUAUGUUGAAGUUUGGGAUGAAUCCUCAGCAAGCCUUGGAUGCAGCCCGGUUUUGUUUGAACUAUUCCAAGGAAGAAGGCAGGUGGCAUCUGUCACUUGAAGAUGGUAUUUCACAAGCUGCUGCAGAAGACUUGAGAGCCACAGGUCACUGGAGCCAGUGGCCCAUCAGCGGGCACAGCAAGAGCCUGUUUGGUCGUGGCCAGGUUAUCGCUAAAGGGUGGUGGCAAUCUGGGGACUCUCUGUCCUCCAGGCACUUGCAGAAUGUUCUGUGGGCAGGAUCUGCCCCCCGAGGCGAUGGCUGUGCAGUGGGGCACUAGUCUGG
Messenger RNA from Tinamus guttatus (white-throated tinamou), 1649 nucleotides. NCBI's taxonomy places the organism in Eukaryota, Metazoa, Chordata, Aves, Tinamiformes, Tinamidae. The record is from RefSeq and is a predicted model, not a curated record.